UACGCACCCCAGUGCAGGGAAGGACCUCUCGCGUUAUAUUGAGGACCGACUUGGUGGGACUGCAUCGUUGCAGUCGGAUUGCAAUCCAAGAUCCGGGCUUCGAAAGGCUCAUCAGGCGAAAGGCCGUGGAAAGCCUCGGGACUUUGAGACUCGGUGGGCCCUACCCCGUUUCCCUUCGGGUGACGGCGCUGUGACGAGCAACUGACAGGCGCAACGAAAGGCAGCCCCUCUGCUGUCUUGGAGAAAAGCAGAAACCUAGGCUACUGGCCUCGGGAGGGAGCCGAGGGCAGUCCUUGGGGGCAGCGGGUCACAACGGCUGAAAGCGCGCGUGGGAAGCGGGGUCUCAGAAUGGAAUGAGUUUCGGGAUGUCUGUCAGAGAAAGAUGUCUCUCGGGAGGAGGCGGGCUAAAGCAGGGGUCCCAGUCACCAUGGAGGACCGGCACUCCAAACAGACCAUGGAGCAGCAGGAUUCGUCCGAGGAGAGAAGUUCCCGAAGUCCGAGAGGUGACCUCUGCCACCUGGGGGCCCUGGAGUGCACCCGCUGCCUCAUCACCUUCGCCGAUUCCAAGUUCCAGGAGCGCCACAUGAAGCGGGAGCACCCAGCGGACUUCGUGGCCCAGAAGCUGCAGGGGGUCCUCUUCAUCUGCUUCACCUGCGCCCGAUCCUUCCCCUCCUCCAAGGCCCUGAUCACCCACCAGCGCGGCCACGGUCCAGUGGCCAGGCCCUCCCAGCCGGCUGCACCCAUCACCACACCACCCACCUUCCCCUGUCCCGACUGUGGCAAGACCUUCGGGCAGGCUGCUUCUCUGAGGCGGCAUCGCCAGGCACACGAGGCCCACCCCCUUCCUGGCCCCUUUGCCUGCACCGAGUGUGGUCAGGACUUUGCCCAGGAAGCAGGGCUGCACCAACACUACAUCCGGCAUGCGCGGGGGGAGCUCUGAGAGUAGCUUACGCCCGCCCCAGGGCCGUGGGAGCUCUGUGGCUGGUGGGAUGCAUGUCUGAUACGGGAUGGGAGCCCUGGACUUUCCUCCCUGGAAAGGCAAAGGACUCCUGAGAAACAGGACCCAGAAGAUACUCAUUUGGAGCUUCAGUCUUUGGAGGACACAAAAGCCUUCAGGGCAACAGUCAAAUCAGACAAUAAUGAGAUCUAUUGUUUUUAAAAAAAAUUAACAGGAAAGAGGGAAAACUGUUAUUUGUAUCUCCCUCAUCCCCAAUUAAAUAGUUUGAAACUGCAACUAGCUGCAGAUUGUGUAACCACCUUAAUUCAUCCCAGAUGGAUGCUGUGGGGCUAUAGGAGCCGAAUGACUGGAUUUGGGCCUGACUGGGGGCAGGGAAAGUGAGGCGUUGCCCACCUGCAAGGCCACCACAGCACAGUCCCACACAGGGAGCAACUUGGGCCUUUGGGGAUGGGACAGCAAAGUCAGAGUCUGUACUGAGUCGUGUGGGGGUUGCAAUCUGAGCUAGUGUCUCUUCCCACCCCCCGCCGGUCUUUCCCACUCAAGGAGGGGCCACGGCAUUGGACAGCUCUGCCCCUCUUCUCCCUAGAUGCUGCUGCUGCUAAGUCACUUCAGUCAUGUCCGACUCUGUGCGACCUCGUAGACGGCAGCCCACCAGGUGCCCCAGUUUUUGGGAUUCUCUAGGCAAGAACACUGGAGUGGGUCGCCAUUUCCUUCUCCAGUGGAUGAAAGUGAAAAGUGAAAAUGAAGUCGCUCAGUCGUGUUUAACUCUUAGUGACCCCAUGGACUGCAGCCUACCAAGCUCCUCCAUCCAUGGGAUUUUCCAGGCGAGAAUACUGAAGUGGGGUGCCAUUGCCUUCUCCGGAUGACUUACUGUUUAUUUAAAUAAUUUUAUGUACCAUUCUGGUCAUGGAUUAUUUUCUAUUAUGUGUAGGUGACAUGGCAUGAAUAAACUAACAGAAAUAGUAUCUGAACACAAAAGAUCCGUGGGACUUCCCUGGCAGCCCAGGGGUUAAGACUCUGCACUUUCAAUGCAGGGGACAUGGGUUUUCAGUCCCUGGUUGGGGAACCAAGAUCCCACAUGCCUCACAAUGCAACUGAAGA
Messenger RNA from Budorcas taxicolor (takin), 2059 nucleotides. RefSeq names its product zinc finger protein 576 (gene ZNF576). The record is from RefSeq and is a predicted model, not a curated record. Gene Ontology annotation, cellular component: nucleus. The transcript is spliced from 3 exons. Lineage: Eukaryota; Metazoa; Chordata; Mammalia; Artiodactyla; Bovidae. Gene Ontology annotation, molecular function: DNA-binding transcription factor activity, RNA polymerase II-specific; RNA polymerase II cis-regulatory region sequence-specific DNA binding. Gene Ontology annotation, biological process: regulation of transcription by RNA polymerase II. Bases 383 to 940 code for a protein of 185 amino acids.